Chlorella variabilis is the source of this 972-nucleotide messenger RNA. RefSeq lists its product as hypothetical. The record is from RefSeq and is a predicted model, not a curated record. Gene Ontology annotation, molecular function: L-ornithine transmembrane transporter activity. Lineage: Eukaryota; Viridiplantae; Chlorophyta; Trebouxiophyceae; Chlorellales; Chlorellaceae. The coding region runs from base 1 to 972 and encodes 323 amino acids. Gene Ontology annotation, biological process: mitochondrial L-ornithine transmembrane transport. The transcript has 4 exons.
AUGACGGCUGGGAAGAGCGGGCUGCACCCGGCUGCCGACUAUGUGGCAGGGGCCAUCGCGGGCAGCGCCAACAUCGCCCUGGGCUUCCCUGCAGACACGGUCAAAGUGCGGCUGCAGAACAGGCUCAACCCCUACAAUGGCGCCUGGCACUGCGCCACCUCCAUGCUGCGCAACGAAGGGGCACGGUCACUGUACCGCGGCAUGUCCCCGCAGCUGGUGGGCGGCGCGGUGGAGACCGGGGUCAACUAUGCCGUGUAUCAGGCCAUGCUGGGGCUGACCCAGGGCCCACGCCUGGCGCUGCCCGAGGCGGCGGCGGUGCCGCUGUCGGCCGCCGCUGCCGGCGCGGUGCUGUCCGUCGUGCUGAGCCCGGCGGAGCUUGUCAAGUGCCGGCUGCAGCUAGGUGGCACAGAGCGCUACCACUCGUACCGCGGCCCUGUCGACUGCCUGCGCCAGACGGUGCAGCAGGAGGGGCUGCGCGGGCUGAUGCGGGGGUUGAGCGGUACCAUGGCACGGGAGAUACCGGGGAACGCCAUUUACUUCAGCACCUACCGCCUGCUGCGGUACUGGGUUUCAGGUGGCGACCCCGCAGCGACCGCCGCCGCCGCCUCAGGUGCCACAGUAGCCGCAGCCAGCCAGCCCCGCAGCCUGCUGGCAUUCCUGGUGGACUCGGCGUCCGCGGUGGUGUGCGGCGGGCUGGCGGGGAUGGUGAUGUGGGCGGCGGUACUGCCCCUGGAUGUGGCCAAGACCCGCAUCCAGACCGCCUACCCGGGCAGCUACCAGGACGUGGGGGUCGCCCGGCAGCUGCACAUGGUGUACCGAGAAGGCGGCAUCCAGGCGCUCUACGCGGGGCUGAGCCCCACCCUGGCACGGGCCUUCCCAGCCAACGCGGCGCAGUGGCUGGCCUGGGAGCUGUGCAUGCAGCAGAUGCAGCAGUGGGGCGGGGGAGGAGGGCGCGGCGGGAGCAGCACGUAG